This is a messenger RNA of Papaver somniferum (opium poppy), 1049 nucleotides long. RefSeq lists its product as uncharacterized. Lineage: Eukaryota; Viridiplantae; Streptophyta; Magnoliopsida; Ranunculales; Papaveraceae. The coding region runs from base 144 to 827 and encodes 227 amino acids. The transcript has 4 exons. The record is from RefSeq and is a predicted model, not a curated record.
ACCAGCAGUCAAGAAUUUUCACACUAGAUCUUGUCUGAAAAGCAUCUUUACCUUGCAAUCUAAAAUCUUGCAGAAAAGAGGAGAGAUCGUGAAGAAACAGAACAGAUAAUUUUCAGUGAAGUGAAGUAGACGAAGAUAAUAUCAUGGCUACUGAAAACAAAUCUAGUAACCCACUCAAGUUGAAAUCUAGCAACAAUCAAGUUAUAUCACCGAAAGGAAAAUCAAUCUUACCUCUUAAAAACACCACCAAGAAAAUCGAGAUUCCAUCAACAAAUAAUAGUAAAAAGAUUGCUGAUUUGAAACAGAAAUCUGCUCUUGCUCUAUCUAAAUUAGCCGAGUUGAAAGGAAAGCAAAUUACCACAACUACUACUACAAAAACAACAACAACAACAUCUUCAUCGAAAUCUAUAGUCAAAAGCAGUGGUGUAAGAAAAAGAUCAGCAAAGAAAGUUUUCACAUUAGCUGGACAGAAAUAUGAUCCCCCUGAAGAGAGAGAACCUUUAAGGAUCUUCUACGAAUCGCUAUCGAAACAGAUACCGUCAAGUGAAAUGGCAGAAUUUUGGAUGAUGGAACACGGAUUGCUAUCUCCUGAAAGAGCAAAGAAAGCGCAUGCCAGGAAGCAAAAGAGGCAGCAGCAAAUCAGGAAUGGAAUUCCAAUAAAGCCUCAAAAACCUGGUCUAAUAAAAUCUCAAAAACCAGCUGAUAGACCAGAGAGCUCAAAUAAGCAACAAAUACACCCAUCAAAAAAUGGUGAUGUGAAAAUGAAGAAAAGGCCGGCGGAUGAUGAUGACGAUUUCCUUUUCAAGCUCAAGAAAUCAAAAGGCUAACUCUUUUGUUUGUAACACUAUACUUAUACAAGUCCCUGGAGUGGAUUGCCAGUGAUAGAAAGUUUAAUCGAUUCUGUAAUUUUUCAGCAUGGAUUGUGAAUGGAAGAAAAUUUCAUUGAAGUACUGAACACAUUCAGUUGUAGGUCAUUUACUUGGAUAUUCUUUGUAAUGUACAAGUCAAUUACACAUUAUGAGAAAUAAGCAAAACAGCUUUCGGGUUCC